Pistacia vera is the source of this 1258-nucleotide messenger RNA. RefSeq lists its product as uncharacterized. Lineage: Eukaryota; Viridiplantae; Streptophyta; Magnoliopsida; Sapindales; Anacardiaceae. The record is from RefSeq and is a predicted model, not a curated record. The coding region runs from base 304 to 1077 and encodes 257 amino acids. The transcript has a single exon.
AAACUCAAAUAACAUACGUUAAAAUGGCAUGGCAAGAAGGAAAUUUCCAAGAAGCAGAGGGGCAAUAACCUCCUUCAAACCUUCUCUUUAUCUGUUCACUGAUUCCCCCUUAGGCCUUACCUCUGAAAGGGAGAUUUCAUUUCAUUUCCUUUCUUUCAUAUUCUUUGCCAUUGCAAACACUAACAAAACCAAGAACUUAAUACCCAAUACUCAGAAUAUAUUGUUAACAAUCCUCUUCUCUUCAAUUUUUUUUUUUUUUUUUAAUUAUUUAGCCUUUAGGGUUUUGACACACGCCAUUCCUUUAUGAUUUUGCCUUUUCUUUCCUGCCAUCACAAUCCCAUCAAGAUUUUGAUUCCAUCCCAUGAUAAUUCUUUGCUUUUCUUCUCAAAGAUAGCAUCUUUCUUCUUCUUCUUCUUGUUUAUAUCUCUCUUUCUCUCUUCUGGGUUCUUGUUAUCUUUGAGGACUGUAACAGACAACAACAAAUUACUACAAAGCUCGGCAGCCACCACAGCCAUGAAGGUUUACCCCGUCCCCACAAAGAAGAGAAACAACAUCACCAUUCAAUAUUAUGAUAAUCAAAUUGAUAAUAACAAUUUGAGAAACCCACAAAAUCUUUCAACUGGGUCUCACAAGAAGCUCCGCCGCUUGCCCCAUAUCUUUACUCGGGUUCUUGAGCUUCCUUUCAGGUCCGAUGCUGACGUGGCGGUCGAGGAGAGCCCGGAUUGCUUCAAGUUCGUUGCCGAGACCGAUGGUAUCGGCGAAGUGAGGGCACAUAUGAUCCAAAUCUAUCCUGGGGUCACUAAAAUCGUUGUUAGGCCAAAUGGGUCUGUGGAGUUGUCUUCGUUGGAUGAGCUGGAGCUGGAUAUGUGGCGGUUUCGGUUACCCGAGACGACCCGGCCCGAAUUGGCGAGUGCGGUUUAUGUGGAUGGGGAGCUGAUAGUGACAGUGCCAAAAGGUGGGGACUUGGAGAGUUUGGAGGAGAGAGACGGGGGUGGUCGUGGUAGUGGUGGUGACGGUGGUGAAAACGGGGAUUUUAGAGGAGGUAUGGGAAACAAUAGGCUUGUGCUUGUACAGUGAUACAUAGUGAUCUUUUUUAUGCUUUAAUUAUGUUUAUGUUACAUUUAAUGUUGAACUUUAGCCUGCAAGUUUAGUUUUUGAGGGCUUUUUAUGGUUAAUUUUGCUUCAAUGAAUCGGAAAUGUUGUUUUUGUUGCAUGAUAAUGGCAAUGGAAAUGAAGAUGGUUCUUUAUUUUACUUUUU